Messenger RNA from Diatraea saccharalis (sugarcane borer), 2061 nucleotides. The record is from the annotation of a GenBank genome assembly. NCBI's taxonomy places the organism in Eukaryota, Metazoa, Arthropoda, Insecta, Lepidoptera, Crambidae.
AUGACAGCAGGCACUGAAGAGCAGGAACCUCUAAUAUCUACUUCUGUAGACAACCAGAGGGUUGUAUACAACAAUUCGCCACAAGAUGGAAACUCACCCAGCGAGACUCCGAGGACAAGCAGCGGUGAUGUGACGGUAGCGAUGCCACAAAAUCGUAACUACGGCGCAAUAGGAGGUGUAGAGAAGGUCACGUACACCUGGGCGGAUAUCAACGCGUUCACCACAGAGGACAGGAACAGGAGGAGGUUCUGGAACAUCUGGAGGUCGUCCUCAGACCGCAUGUUCCGGCAGAGAAAGCAGCUAUUGCGUAAUGUUAACGGUGCUGCGUACCCGGGUGAGCUGCUCGCUAUAAUGGGCUCCUCCGGUGCUGGCAAAACUACCCUCCUCAAUACUCUUACAUUCCGCACACCCAGCGGGGUUGCAGCCAGUGGCACUCGAGCACUUAACGGGCAACCAGCCACGCCUGAAGCUUUAACAGCACUAUCGGCGUAUGUCCAGCAACAAGACUUGUUUAUAGGAACACUUACUGUGAGAGAACAUCUUAUUUUCCAGGCAUUAGUUCGAAUGGAUCGACAUAUACCAUACGCACAACGCAUGCGACGAGUCCAAGAAGUAAUAUCCGAGUUGGCAUUGUCAAAAUGCCAGAACACAGUGAUAGGAAUCCCGGGACGGCUGAAGGGCAUAUCGGGAGGUGAAAUGAAGCGGCUGUCAUUCGCCAGCGAAGUACUCACCGACCCGCCGCUCAUGUUCUGCGACGAACCUACAUCGGGCUUGGACUCCUUUAUGGCGCAGAAUGUUAUACAAGUGUUAAAGGGUUUAGCACAAAAGGGUAAGACAGUGGUGUGCACCAUCCACCAACCGUCUUCAGAACUAUACGCCAUGUUCGACAAACUGCUUAUCAUGGCUGAUGGUCGUGUAGCUUUUCUUGGUUCCCCAGACCAGGCCACAGAAUUCUUUAAAGAACUGGGGGCUGCAUGUCCAGCUAACUAUAAUCCAGCGGACCACUUCAUUCAGCUGCUAGCUGGAGUGCCUGGACGGGAAGAAGCCACUCGGCACACCAUAGACACGGUCUGUACGGCGUUCGCAAAGUCGGAUAUUGGCUGUAAAAUCGCUGCAGAAGCCGAGAAUGCCUUGUUUCAUGAGCGAAAAAUCCAAGAUGGUUGGACGGACAUGGCCUGGGCUGGGACUGCUUCUUUGCGCUCGCACCGCUCACCGUACAAAGCGUCCUGGUGCGCUCAGUUCCGCGCUGUUCUGUGGCGGUCCUGGCUCUCGGUCACCAAGGAGCCAAUGCUUAUCAAAGUACGCUUCCUACAAACAAUUAUGGUGUCAAUACUAAUUGGCGUGAUAUACUUCGGACAACACUUGGAUCAGGAUGGUGUAAUGAAUAUCAACGGUGCCAUCUUCAUGUUCCUUACCAACAUGACAUUCCAAAAUAUUUUUGCGGUCAUUAAUGUAUUUUGCUCCGAGCUACCUAUCUUUAUACGCGAGCACCAUUCAGGAAUGUAUCGUGCUGACGUGUACUUCUUAUCGAAAACGUUAGCUGAGGCGCCAGUGUUCGCGACUAUACCACUGGUGUUUACCACCGUAGCUUAUUACAUGAUCGGUCUCAAUCCAGCUCCUGAGAGGUUCUUUAUCGCGUCAGGUCUUGCGGCUCUUAUCACAAAUGUUGCAACAUCUUUCGGCUACUUGAUAUCAUGCGCAAGCAGCAGCGUCAGUAUGGCAGCAUCAGUUGGUCCGCCCAUCAUAAUACCGUUCAUGCUUUUCGGUGGAUUUUUCCUCAAUUCAGGAUCUGUACCGCCGUAUCUUGGCUGGAUAUCGUACUUGUCUUGGUUCCGGUAUGGUAACGAAGCGUUACUGGUCAACCAGUGGUCAGGCGUGGAGACGAUCGCUUGCACCAGAGAGAACUUCACCUGUCCAGCGUCAGGGCAAGUAGUGUUGGAGACCCUGAGUUUCUCGGAGGAUGAUUUCAACAUGGACGUGAUAAACAUGGUAUUGCUCUUCAUAGGGUUCAGACUGUUGGCGUACAUAGCACUUCUACUGCGUGCGCGACGUGCAAAAUGA